Molecule: messenger RNA, 3383 nt
Organism: Chrysemys picta bellii (western painted turtle)
Lineage: Eukaryota; Metazoa; Chordata; Testudines; Emydidae
Source: RefSeq, a predicted model, not a curated record
ACAUGUACUCGUGUUUUAUAUUUCUGUAGCCUAAUAUUCCCUGGAGUGCGGCUGGGUGCUGACAGUCAAUUUAGUGAUUUCCUUGAUGGCCUUGGACCUGCACAGUUAGUAGGUCGACAGACACUAGCAACCCCUGCUAUGGGUGAUAUUCAGAUUGGAAUGGUGGAUAAAAAAGGCCAGUUAGAAGUAGAAGUCAUUAGAGCCCGAGGCCUCACGCAAAAACCUGGCUCCAAAUCUACACCAGCUCCCUAUGUCAAAGUAUACCUGUUGGAAAAUGGAGCCUGUGUAGCCAAGAAAAAGACGAGAAUUGCACGGAAAACACUUGAUCCUCUGUACCAACAGACACUGGUUUUUGAUGAAAGUCCACACGGUAAAGUCCUUCAGGUGAUAGUUUGGGGAGACUAUGGCCGAAUGGAUCACAAAUGCUUCAUGGGUGUUGCACAGAUCCUUCUGGAGGAACUUGAUCUGUCCAGUGUAGUAAUAGGAUGGUAUAAAUUAUUUCCACCCUCAUCACUAGUGGAUCCAACCUUGACUCCCCUGACCCGCAGGGCUUCCCAGUCAUCUCUGGAAAGUUCAACUGGGCCUCCGUGCAUUAGAUCAUAGUGAACUUAUAGCAGAUGCUGUCUAAUAAAAAUGUUACCACCCAAGAUAACAAUCAGAACCAGAUUCUUAUAUGAUCAAAAGCAUUGUUGGAGAGAGACAAUCACUUCUGUUUUGCCUGUAGUAGUUAUCCAAAAAUAUGUCUGAAUUAUUUGUUAAAAGAUGGCUUAAAUUAACAGAACAAAAUAGUAUAUCAAAUACAGUAAGUCAAUCUACUAGUGAUAGUCACUGAUGCUUAUUACAAUUUUUAAAAAGAGCGGGACCUUUAGAUUAGAAUAAAAUGAAAAAACAAUACAAAACUGGAAGCUCUCACUCUGUUAAGUGUUGUAUUUUUUCACAUUUUGACAGAGCCCACAAGCAGUGUUAACUUCCUGGUGUUUCAACAGUUUUUCUGUACUUGUUACUUCCACUAGUUUUUUUGCUGUGUGAUUCUGCCAGUUUUGUAAAAGUCCUCACAAUGCUAACAGAGACCCUUCCUUUCGUUUUCUAAACCAAACAAAAAAGGGCUGAAGUAUAUCUCUGUAAGUAUCCCUUCAAGUGUUCAGCAGCCAGAAUUACCAUACAUGAUGCCACUAAGGUUCUCAUUGUUUCUUAGUUCUGGUUCUUCCAAGUCUUUCAGAUGAAAACCCAGAACAAAUGACCAAUCAAGAUUAUUUCAUUAACAACAACAACAACAACAACAACAAAAUCACAGUGCUAGUUUUUCUUUGUAAAAAGCAAAUAUGUUUGCAUUAAAUAUAAUGUUUUUUAUGUUUUAUGAUGUUUUGCAUGGAAGAGUUUUGAAGAAAUCUAUCUACAGCUCAUGCUGGGGAUUGAUAAAAGCAGCUUUAGUCUUAAUUUUGACACUGAAAAUAUUACUGGUAAUGCAGUUUUCUUCUUAGACUCAGAGAGGAGAUAUUUACGUUCACGUGUAUAAAUGUAUAUUUGACUUCCCAAAAUGUUGACCAGGAAUGGGGUUGAGCAUAUGACACUUUCAGCUGUACCCAGGCUUCUCUGAUAUGUGUCACUUUAGACACACAUGUCUGCCCUGGAUAGAGCAUGGUAUGAGUUGUUCAGUAUUUCACUGGAAAUUCCAGUUGAAAUAUUCUGCACUUACUAAUGUUUUUAUCAAAUUUUAGUUUACAUUUCUUUGAGAUUGAUGCAAGCACAAAGCUUGAUUUUUUAACGCAAGAUAUCUUACUUUUUUGGUAAAAAAAAAAAAUCAAAUUUCAAUCUGCAUUUUAUUCAUUUGAGUUCUUCUUGGCCUUGAAAUCCCAUGUGAUUUACUGUAAAUGUGCUAAAAACUGCAGACUCUGCUGGUUCAAUGAUAUGUUUUCCCUCCUUUUACAGGCCAUUCAAUUUUGUGAGCACACACACAAAUAGGGCAGCAUGACUUGGAACUGUUCAAAGCUGCAUGCACGUUUUGUAAAAAGAAGCAAAAAGAUUAUUUAAUAAUGUAUGUUAGUUCCACAUAGGCCAGCUUGUAUGUUGCAUGUACUUGUACAGUUUGCUCGUAAUUACUAUACUGAAGUAACCAAGAAAUCUAAGCCAUCCAUUUUUCUUAUAGACAUUUUGCAGGUUUUAGCCAGGCAAGGUCUGUUAGUCUGGUGCUAAAUGUCUAUAGAUGGACUUUAUUUUUACCCUAUGGAAAACGUGAUGUAGUAUGGACCAAAUUCCUUCUAAUAAAUAUUUUGGUGUAGAUUCCUACUGUGGGGCUGUAACACAUGUAGAAACUCUGUGCACACUAGGUUUUAAUUCAUAGACAUACUGCCUGCACCAAGUGAAAUAUUUAUUAUUAUUUAACAUGCCGGAACUAUUCUGCCCAGGGUUCCAUAGGGCACAGAUUGAUUACUGCUCGACCUGCUGAGCAGGAAGAACUGAAGCAUUGGUGCACUACUACUAGAUUCUGUUCUGUCUUAGUGGCCAAAAAUCAACUAAUUAUAAUUCGGUAGUAUCUUUCUAUUUUGACCACUUGUCUUAACACUCCCCUGUGCUUUUAAAUGAACUCCUAAAUCAUGUUAUGUAAACAUGUUUAAUAAAAUUUCCUUUUCAUGUCCAGAGUAGUUGUUGUGUUCAGUAUGUUCUAAGGUUUGGAUGCGACUCUUCUCACUACCAAAUUGAAUGAGAUGUGUAACAGAAGUGAGCAAAUAAGUGGUCCAUUUAACUGAUGUAGAAGCAUGUGUUCAGCUGUAGUCUCAAGCCUAGACCUGGGGUAAGUGGGUGCAAGUCAUGUGAUUUCAAUGAUGUUGCAUUCCCUUCCAUGAAGGAGAGGGCCAAAUUGUGCUCUCAUUUAUAUGCAGUGCAAUUGUAUUGAAGACAUUGGACCAAACUGAGACUUGGUGUAAGCAGAUGCAACUCAUUUGAGUUCAGUGAGAUUACAUCUGCUUAUACUGGGUUGGAUUUUGGUCCAGUGGAGUUGCACAGAUGCUGGUCUCAGGUCUGUAUUUGGUGUAAAAAAUGCUAUGUAGGUACAAAGGGCAAAUUCUGCUCUCUUGCAAUCAUUUAAAUCCAGAAUAACGCCAUUGUUAUUGACACCAAUACAUAUAUUAUGAAUAAUUAUUUAUGCCGGUGUAGCUGAGAGCAGAAUUUGGCACUAAAUGUUGUUAUUAGAGAAGCAAAGAUGGUGUAUUGUGUUUGAUUUUUAGUUCUCCUUAUCCUCUAGAUAUCAUUUAAUAUAAUUUAGAAAUACCCUAAAGACUAUCACAUCACUUUGUACACAUACAUUUAUUGCCUUGUUUAAAUGAAUACAUAACUAAGCUUCAGCAAAAUGAAUUAUUAAAAUGAUAACUCUAUUCACAAAAAAA